AUGAAAAUUUUCAGCUUCCUUACUUUGGCAACAGUCACUUUGGCUGCAACGAUUGCUAAGAGAGGACCAAAGGCUUCUGACUGGGACUAUGAGAACAAGACGGUCAAUGGUGUCAAUUUGGGUGGUUGGUUCUUACUUGAGCCCUACAUAACGCCAUCCCUCUUCAAAGCUUUUGAACCCGGCGAAAUCCCCGUCGACGAAUACCACUACACCAUGUUUCUCGGUAAAGAAGAGGCAAAGAGGAGGUUGGAGCACCAUUGGGAUACAUGGUACCAGGAGUCAGAUUUCGAGGCAAUGGCUGAUGCAGGUAUCAACACCGUGAGAAUCCCAGUGGGCUACUGGGCUUAUGGAAUGAAGGAGGACGACCCGUAUGUCCUGGGUCAGGACUUUUACUUGGAAAGAGCACUUGGGUGGGCUCGUAAGUAUGGAAUUGUUGCCUGGAUCGACUUGCACGGUGCUCCAGGAUCUCAGAAUGGCUCGGGAAGUUCUGGGUUGAGAGGUUCUUUUGAUUCUUUGGAAGAGUUGAGAAAAUCUAUUGGAUUUCUCCAUGAUGACAACCUUUCACUCACGCUCACAGUAUUGCAAAACAUUUUUGACAAGUACGGUGGUUCUGAAUUUGAGGAUGUCGUGAGCGGCAUCGAAUUGUUGAACGAGCCGCUUGGCAUAGUUUCCGAUAUGAACAAGCUCAAAAACUUUUACAGAUGGGGCUACGGCAACAUGAGAUACUUGAACUCGCUAUCAUACAACAACGUCAUCAUCAGUGAUGCAUUCAUGGAGGAACCGGGCUAUUGGAAUGACUUUAUGACUGUUGAUGAAGGAUAUUGGAAGGUGGUUGUAGACCACCAUCACUACCAAUGGCAUACUCCUGAGGAAUUAGGUAUGAACAUCACUGAACACGUUCAACUCGCUUGCGAGUUAGGCACCAACCACACCAAAGAGUACCACUGGAAUAUUGUUGGUGAGUGGUCGGCUGCUCUUACUGACUGUGUCAUGUGGUUGAACGGCAUUGGGCGUGGUUCUCGUUGGCUUGGCCAGUAUAUGAAUUCGCCUAAGUUUGGUGAAUGUGAACCAUAUACUAAUCCUGAUGAAUGGACUGAGGAGCACAAGCAAAACCUUCGGAGGUUCAUUGAAGGCCAGAUUGAUGCUUACUCGACUGCUAGUGGCUGGAUUUUCUGGAACUGGAAAUGUGAGAACGCUGUUGAGUGGGACAUGUCUCGUUUGAUCCAACUUGGUGUAUUUCCUCAACCAUUCAGUGACAGGCAAUACCCAAAUCAAUGUGGAUACGAUUGA
Messenger RNA from Candidozyma auris, 1290 nucleotides. RefSeq lists its product as uncharacterized. The transcript has a single exon. The record is from RefSeq and is a predicted model, not a curated record. Gene Ontology annotation, molecular function: glucan exo-1,3-beta-glucosidase activity. Bases 1 to 1290 code for a protein of 429 amino acids. Lineage: Eukaryota; Fungi; Ascomycota; Pichiomycetes; Serinales; Metschnikowiaceae. Gene Ontology annotation, biological process: glucan catabolic process. Gene Ontology annotation, cellular component: extracellular region; cell surface.